GCUCCCUCUUGCGCGCACGGUGAGCAGCAUCAGCAGCAUCAGCAGCAGCAGCAGCAUCGGUGGCUUCAGCGCUUCUCUGACGCAAUCGGAGAUGAGCAUCCCAGUCCCACAGGCUGUCAAGGCAGACUCUCUCCACAUCUCCCCCUCGGACCUUUGCGGUCAAGCUUUCAACAUCAUUCUGUUUGUUUUUAGUCAUUUUCUCCCCUAUCGCUUCGUCGUCUCGUAAUUUGUCUUAAACAUUUGUCAGGGAAGCCCACGGCCAGCUCUUGGCUUGGAAUUUACUUCGGAGGGGAUUUUGUAUCCGCAACUACUGUCAACGAGAGUGAUUGAUUCCUGUCUACACUAACUGGUUCGGGUCUUCUCCCUGUUUGGGACAUCCUUCAGAACAUUCUUGUGCUUCUAAGAUAAGUGGUUCAAAUGAAUGGUUAAAUGGGGGUUUAAAUCGGGCUGUUUUUGACCGGAGAGCAUUUGGAUGACGGACACCGAAAGGCAAUAGCUCCCCCUCUGCAACGCGAAUAUCUGCGCCCAUGGAAUAUUCUCAAAGAGGCACUGUUACAGAGUAGAAUAUUGGUCCCAGUUUGCAGUCAUAAUCUAUACGACGAGUUCUCCACUGCGGGGGCUGCUGCGGCUUUCGUGUCUGCUCUGUUUUGAAAUACGAUUUACUUAACGGGUGGGCGUCUAAGCAUCCCGGACGAGCUCGAAUGUGCGAUGCCCAAACAGUGAGGGUACGGUAGGAUCGCAUUUGGUCACCCUGCACGAUAGCAUGGCUCCAGCCCGGAGGGACUGCAGCGGCUGGGAGAUGUUCCUCCCGACGGGAUGCCUGCUCCUCUCUGUUUUGCUAUUUCACCCUGCCCUGGCCAAGGUGUGUAACGACCGCACCAAGCACGGACAGGACAACAGCUGGUUCGCCAGGGACGGGGAAAACUUGCCCAUUAUGGUUCUUAUGCCCAUGAACGAGUCGGCCCUGAUGAGCAGCAUCAGCCAGGGGAUCGAGCCGGCGGUCCAACUGGCCAUCCAGCACAUACGGGAGUCCAGGAAGUACUCGUUCUCACUCAUCACCAAAAUCUAUGACACCGAGUGUGACAACGCCAAGGGGCUCAGGGCCUUCUUUGAUGCCAUAUGCUACGGUCCCAAACACCUGAUGAUCUUCGGUGGUGUCUGCCCCUCUGUGACCUCCAUCAUCGCAGAGUCCCUGGAGGGCUGGAAUCUGGUGCAGCUGUCCUUUGCAGCAACAACUCCAGUUCUGGCAGACAAGAAAAAGUACCCCAACUUCUUCCGCACCGUCCCAUCAGACAACGCUGUGAACCCGGCGGUCGUGAAGUUUCUCAACUUCUACAACUGGAGCCGUGUGGGAACCCUCACACAGGAUGUGCAGAGGUUCUCAGAGGUGAGGAAUGAUCUAACUAAUGAGCUGGAGAAAGCAGACAUUCAGAUUGCAGACACAGAAAGUUUUUCCAACGAUCCUUGUGUCAAUGUGAAGAAGCUCAAGGACAAUGAUGUUAGAAUCAUCAUCGGCCAGUUCGACGAGAACCUGGCAUCCAAAGUCUUCUGCUGCGCAUAUAAUCUUAACAUGUUUGGCAGUAAAUACCAGUGGAUUAUCCCCGGCUGGUACCAGGGCAACUGGUGGGAGCAGGCCAACAGCACCAACUGCACCACCAAGAAGCUGCUCACAGCCAUGGAGGGAUACAUCAGUGUGGACUUUGAGCCACUCAGCGCUCGCCAGGUCAAGGGCAUCUCUGGCAGGACCCCUAAGGACUAUGAGAGAGAGUACAGCCGAGAGCUUCAGCAGAAAGGCGUGGAGGCCAGCAAGUUUCACGGCUUUGCCUACGAUGGGAUCUGGGUCAUCGCUAAGACCUUGACUCGGGUGAUGGAACUGCUCCGGGAAAAACAACGGCAGAACACCUUCCAUAACUUCACUGUGGAUGACCGCGAAGUGGGGAAAAUGGUGCUCAAUGUCAUGAAUGAGACCAAUUUCUUUGGUGUUACAGGCCAAGUCAUGUUUCGGAAUGGAGAGAGGAUGGGCACAAUAAAAUUUAACCAGUUUCAAGAGGGCCAGGAGGUGAAGGUGGGAGAGUACAACGCAAUUGCUGAUGUCCUGGACCUCAUCAAUAACUCCAUAAGGUUCCACGGUGUAGAGCCUCCCAAAGAUCGUACGUUUGUGCGUCUGCAGCGGCGCCACAUCAACGUACCCCUCUACAGCAUCCUGUCCACCAUCACUAUACUGGGCAUGCUCAUGGGAGGGGCCUUCCUGUUCUUCAACAUUAAGAACCGCAACCACAGACUAAUCAAGAUGUCCAGUCCCUACAUGAACAACCUGAUCAUCCUAGGAGGCAUGCUCUCCUACGCCUCUAUCUUCCUGUUUGGCUUGGAUGGAGGUUUCGUCUCUGACAAAGAGUUUGAGACCCUCUGCACUGUUCGGACAUGGAUCCUCAUUGUUGGAUACACAACAGCUUUUGGUGCCAUGUUUGCCAAGACCUGGAGGGUGCACGCCAUCUUCAAGAAUGUGAAGAUGAAGAAGAAGAUCAUAAAGGACCAGAAGUUGCUGAUCAUCGUUGGUGGGAUGCUGCUAAUUGACUUAUGCAUCCUCAUUUGCUGGCAGAUUGUGGACCCGCUUAAGAGGACGGUGGAAGAGUACAGCUUGGAGGCGGACCCCCAAGGCCGAGACAUAGCCAUCCGUCCCUUCUUGGAGCACUGUGAGAACACCCACAUGACCAUUUGGCUGGGCAUCGUUUACGCCUACAAGGGACUGCUAAUGUUAUUUGGCUGUUUCUUGGCAUGGGAGACCAGGAACGUGAGCAUCCCGGCUCUCAAUGACAGCAAAUACAUUGGGAUGAGUGUUUACAACGUGGGCAUCAUGUGCAUCAUCGGUGCUGCAGUGUCUUUUCUUACAAGGGACCAGCCCAACGUCCAGUUCUGCAUUGUGGCGCUGGUGAUCAUCUUUUGCAGCACCAUCACGCUCUGUCUGGUCUUUGUUCCCAAGUUGAUCACCAUGAGGACCAACCCAGACGCAGCCACCCAGAACCGCAGGUUACAGUUCACCCAGAACCAGAAGAAGGAAGACUCCAAGACCUCCACCUCCGUCACCAGCGUCAACCAGGCCAACACGUCGCGACUGGACGGGCUUCAAACUGAUAACCACCGCCUCCGCAUGAAGAUAACAGAGCUGGACAAAGAGCUGGAAGAAGUGACCAUGCAGCUGCAGGACACCCCAGAGAAAACUCCCUACAUCAAACAGAACCAUUACCCAGAUGCCAACAACAUCCUCAGCAUACGCAACUUCACAGACGGUAAAGACGGGGAGAAGUCGAUACUGAAGAAUCACCUGGAGCAGAAGCCUCAGGCGCAGUGGGGCUCCAUGGAUCCUUCCAGAAUAAACAGAGGUCCCCUCGAGGAUAUAAACUCGCCCGAACACAUACAGCGCCGACUGUCCUUGCAGCUUCCCAUCCUGCACCACGCCUACUUACCUUCCAUAGGAGGGGUUGAUGCCAGCUGCACCAGCCCCAACGGCAGCCCUGGUUCCAGCCCACGGCACAGACACAUGCCCCCCUCCUACCGGGUAAUGGUCUCUGGCCUGUGAGCUUCAUUCACUCCCCCACCUGGCUCUUUGCAGAGGAGACAUGUAUGGUUCUUUUUUUCUACAACGAAUAGACUGAUAUCGUCAGCGUAUGUGCGUAUUUUGUCUCAGAACAAGGAGGACAAGGGGAGAAGAGGGGGACGGGGGCCGAGUAUCACUCUUUGUGCCUCUUCACCCCAGCCUCUCUUGAGAACUGAAACCCUCCGUCAGGAAGGGGUGGGAGGAGACAGAGUGGGCACUGAAUGACUCUUACAAACUCCCAGGAUUCACAGAAAUGUCCCCUUGUUUGUCUGCUCCCCUUGGCCAUGCAAAUACACAUAUGCACAAAAAAAUGUCAAACAAACAAAAACACACUCAAAUACACACACAACCACAUACACACUGACACCCCAAUAGCAGAACAGCGGUGGACCAGCCCUGAGUUGACGUGUAGCCUUAUCUGCUUCAGAGGGGAUUGUCUGUUUCUGUUCCUUAUCUGUUGUAUGAAUGUGCUCACGGCUACGUGUGAGCUUGUCAUCUAACUUGAGCUUCAGUGACUGGAUACCAGUGUGGAGACAUGGAUUUUACAAAACCCAACAAAGGAAAUCAUCCAAUAUUCCCCCGUCCCCUUCCCGAUCUUGUGGAGACAUGUAUAUAUCAUCAUUUCUGACUUUGAUGUACUGUAAGCUUUGUAUAUGCUGUGAAUGGACAAUUAAAGGGGUUCUAAAUGU
Molecule: messenger RNA, 4284 nt
Organism: Cyclopterus lumpus (lumpfish)
Lineage: Eukaryota; Metazoa; Chordata; Actinopteri; Perciformes; Cyclopteridae
Gene: gabbr2
Product: gamma-aminobutyric acid (GABA) B receptor, 2
Exons: 19
Coding region: 764-3577 (937 amino acids)
Biological process (GO): G protein-coupled receptor signaling pathway; gamma-aminobutyric acid signaling pathway
Cellular component (GO): membrane; G protein-coupled receptor heterodimeric complex
Molecular function (GO): G protein-coupled GABA receptor activity
Source: RefSeq, a predicted model, not a curated record